Messenger RNA from Dracunculus medinensis (Guinea worm), 1008 nucleotides. NCBI's taxonomy places the organism in Eukaryota, Metazoa, Nematoda, Chromadorea, Rhabditida, Dracunculidae. The record is from the annotation of a GenBank genome assembly.
AUGUUUAGGCAUGAUGAUCUUGAUUUUUCGGAUAUAAUAUUUCCUAAAAUAUUGCCAUUUUUUUUUCGAACUAUUUAUAUCAAAUCGAACGAAUUUGGAUUUUCGAAUAUUGUUUCGCAAAUCGCAAACAAAUAUAGCGAAUUUGUUUCUAUUGGAUCCUAUCCAGUUACCAAUAAUAGAUAUUAUAAAGCAAAACUAAUUGUUGAAAGCGAAUCUGCGAAAAUAGGCGAAGAAGCAAUGAAAGAUUUAAAAAAUGCUUUAAAAGAUCAUAUAGUUUAUUAUGAUGAUAAAGCUUGGGAAAAUGUUGUUGAAAAAUAUAAAUCAUAUCGCGAACGCGAAUUAUUUGAAUCUUCAGAUGAUUUUAUAAAACGAUUAGACGAUGCAAUGAAUACAAUUGGAAAUAUUAUUGAUACUUAUCCUUUGGAAAAUAUUGCACUUUCAUUUAAUGGUGGUAAAGAUUGCACUUUAUUAUUGCAUAUGUUAAGGGUUAAGGUCGAUGAAAAAUAUGGAUCAGAUCGUUCCAUUCAAGGUUUUCAUGUCGUAUGUGGUGAUUUAUUUCCGGACGUUAAUCAAUUUAUAAUCGAUUCCGCAAAAAAUUACAAUAUUGUUGUACUGGAAUUGCCUGGGCCAAUAAAAGCCGGUCUUGAACAGUUAAAGGCUGUAAGACCAAAAAUUUCUGUUAUACUAAUGGGAAGUCGUUCAACUGAUCCUGGCAAUAUGAAUUCGAAAUGUGAGUGGACUGAUCCAGGCUGGCCAAAAUAUUUUAGAGUUUGCCCGAUAUUAGAUUGGAAUUAUGCGGAUGUGUGGCGAAUGUUGCGAGGUUUAUGUAUUCCUUAUUGUUCGCUUUAUGAUGAAGGUUAUACAUCACUUGGUGAGAGGGAUACGACUUUCAAGAACGAUGCUCUAAAAGUGGUUGAUUGUGAAGGUCAAAUUGUCGGCUAUCGUCCAGCUUACAUGCUAACAAAUUUUAGUCUUGAACGCUCUGGUCGAAAUGAACGUCGAUUUUAA